Molecule: messenger RNA, 1877 nt
Organism: Carassius gibelio (silver crucian carp)
Lineage: Eukaryota; Metazoa; Chordata; Actinopteri; Cypriniformes; Cyprinidae
Product: CMRF35-like molecule 1
Exons: 7
Coding region: 245-988 (247 amino acids)
Source: RefSeq, a predicted model, not a curated record
CAGAGGAAACAGGCUGUGGUUUGUGAGUUCACAGAUAGUUUCCUGGUCAUUUUUCACACACAACACCCUCAACAUCACAUGAAGAGAGUAACACACUGUCCGUCAGCGCUAGUGUUUGAUUCUCAUCACCAGAGACAUAUAACUGUACUCUCCACUGAGAGAAGAGAGCAGGAUUCACAGUAUUACUGAGAUCUGACUUCAACAAGACAUUUGAGGAACUUUUCUGAACUCAACCGAAGAAGAAAUGAAGCUCACAUUCAUGAUUUCUGCGUUUCUACUGACGGUGAGCAGUUCAGUGCCUGUGGAGAUAUUUGUGAGAGGAACAGAAGGAGAACAAGUGUUUCUGAAUUGUCCUUAUGCUGAAGGAUAUGAAAACUCAGGCAAAUACUUCUAUAAAGGACCUACCAGAGAGAGGAAUCUUCUCCUAAAAUCAGCUGGAGGACAGUCAUCAGUGUCUGAAGGCAGAUUCUCUCUGCUGGACGAUCAUCAGAAGAGAUCAUUUACACUGACCAUCAGAAACCUGAGUCUGUCAGAUGCUGGAGUGUACAGCUGUGGAGCUGGAUGGAACGGAGUAUAUAAAAACAUCCAGCUGAACGUGAUCAGAGCUCCACAGAAAACAAGACCUGACCAGAUCUCAACCAGCACCCUUCAGUCGUACACACACACCAGCACAGUGACACCUCGAACAGGAAGAGAGACGACAAGAACAAUGACAGGAAGUACUGCAGUUCAACUCGAUCAGCUAAAAGUCAAAACUGCUACGGGUUCAUUUGUGAUUAUUAUCACUGCGGCUAUGGUUUUACUCCUGAUAGGACUUCCAUUGAUUAUAGUGACUGUAUGGAAGAAAGAGAAGAAUAAAGGUCUGCUGUCGUCCUCCAUCGUAGAGUUUAAUCAGGUGAUUCAUGAACACAUCAAACACGCUGGACGUCACUGUAAUCCAGAGGACAGAGACACAGAAACAACUGUAGUUUACAGCUGUGUUUCCUGAACUUGUGUCAUGUGACUCUACAGACCAUCAGUGAGACUCGAGCAUCUCUUCAUCAACUCCACAACACAGACCAGUUCAGUUUAACUAAUAUAAUAUAACAUCAUAUAUCAUAUGAGACUAAAUAUGUAAAGUUUGGCAUCAUGGAGCAUGUUUUUGCAAGCACCUCUAAUAUAAUUAAUCUAUGAGCAUGUUGAGAACCAAGAGAAAUCGUCUUCAUCCUUCUCAUAAUUUGCAUGAUUUUACUAAAAAUCUGGCAUAAUUGAGUUAAUUUUGAGUAAAUUUGAUCUUUUUUUUCAUUAUGUUUAUCAUUGUUAUAUUUGAUACUUGUAUGUUUACAGCUGACAUGCACAAACAUUGAUCAUUUGAAUUUAUUAAUUUCUGAUGUUGAGUCUUACACAUUUUGCAGUUUAAUGGACGAACUAAACAAUGUUAUUACGGACUACAGUGUAUUCUGAUAUUUAUUUUACUUUAUUAUUGUGUCUGUCUGUGCAUUAAUAUAUAGCAUGUUCUUGUCUUAUGUUCAUCUCAAGGUUUGUGUGGUUAGUGUGAUCUGUUCUUCUGCUGGUAGAUUAUUCAGAUAAAUCCUAGCAAGCAUCAUUCAAUGAAGGCUCCUAAAUCCAGCUGCCACUGAGAUGCUAAUGCUAACAAUUAGCUUUAUCCAAAUAUAACUAGCAGGUCUUUUUGCUUCAGUUAAACAUGAGAUGUGUGCAGCAGUUAGUUACUAAACAGGAAGUUCAACCAGAGCCACAGGAAGAGCUGUGAGGCUUCAGCUAAACACAGACUACACUUCCCACAAUGCAGCUCUUCUCCCAGGACUGACAUGAUGGAGAAAGUGUGACUUUAAAAUACAAGACAUAUUCUGGAUUAUUUACAGUUUCUGUAAACAACA